Octopus sinensis (East Asian common octopus) is the source of this 2450-nucleotide messenger RNA. Its product is annotated as zinc finger protein 239-like. Bases 470 to 1888 code for a protein of 472 amino acids. Gene Ontology annotation, cellular component: nucleus. Lineage: Eukaryota; Metazoa; Mollusca; Cephalopoda; Octopoda; Octopodidae. Gene Ontology annotation, molecular function: RNA polymerase II cis-regulatory region sequence-specific DNA binding; DNA-binding transcription factor activity, RNA polymerase II-specific. The record is from RefSeq and is a predicted model, not a curated record. The transcript is spliced from 5 exons. Gene Ontology annotation, biological process: regulation of DNA-templated transcription.
CUCUUUACCGUGUCGGUUUUUUUGAAAUGUCUUACAAUUCAAUUUUUUGUUGAAACGUCUCUUAAGCUAAAUUAAAGACAUUUCACAUUAAUCCCAGAUUUAUAUAAAACACCAGAACAUCAGACGUCUGUGGCACGAACGGAUUUUUACUAGAGAUACAUCAAGAAUAUUGAUAAACUUUUAAAGACUAAAGGAAGAUGUGAUAAAUAAUUGAUAUAAACAUGUUUACAUAAUAUGUCUAUGAUCAAUAACUGUGAAAUACUUUGUUCUGGACUGAGAUUGAUAGCGACAUUUUUCUUCAUCACUGCCUGGAAUAUUUUCAUUUCACAUUCCAAUUAAACAUGGAUACAUUUACAAGGAAAUCUGUAACCUUCAGAUACUGACAAAGUCACUAGAAAUAUAUAUAUAUAUAUAUAAACACAAGAAAAAUAUAUAUUUAUUGUGGUAGUAUCAGAAACAUUAUAGAACAAUGAGUUAUGUUAGAAAGGAUGGCUUAUUUCCUGAAGAAACGACGAGAAAAAGAGAAAAAUUAUCAUACCAUUGUGAUAUCUGCAAAAAGUCUUUCUCUCAGAGAGGUUACCUAACUACUCAUAAAUGCAUUUCUACAGGAGAGAAGCCAUAUCACUGUGAUAUCUGUGGUAAAUCAUUCUCUCAAAAUAACCUCUUGACUAAACAUAAAUACUUUCACACAGGAGAGAAACCAUAUCACUGUGAUGAUUGUGGGAAGUCAUUUUCAACAAAUAGUACCUUAAAAACUCAUAAAUGCAGUCACACAGAAGAAAAACAAUAUCACUGUGAUAUUUGUGGUAAAACAUUCCCUGCGUUUAGUAACUUAACUAUACACAAACGCAUUCACACAGGAGAGAAACCAUAUCACUGUGAUAUUUGUGGUAAAACAUUCCCUGCAUUUAGUAACUUAACUACACAUAAACGCAGUCACACAGGUGAGAAACCAUAUCGCUGUGAUAUCUGUGGUAAUUCAUUCUCUCAAAAAUGUAGCUUAACUACACACACACGUAUGCAUACAGGUGAGAAACCAUAUCGCUGUAAUAUUUGUGGUAUAUCAUUCUCUAGAAUUAAUACUUUAACUACACACAAACACAUUCACACUGGAGAGAAGCCAUAUCACUGUGAUAUUUGUGGUAAAUCAUUCUCUCAAAAAUGUAACUUAACUAUUCACAAGCGUCUGCAUACAGGAGAGAAACGCUAUCAUUGCGAUAUCUGUGGUAAAUCAUUCUCUGGAAGUAAUGACUUAACUACACACAAACGCAUUCACACAGGUGAGAAACCAUAUCACUGCAAUAUCUGUGGAAAGUCAUUCACUCAAAAAGGUAGCUUAACUAUUCACAAACGUUUGCAUACAGGUGAGAAACAAUAUCACUGCGAUAUCUGUGGAAAGUCAUUCACUCAAAAAGGUAGCUUAACUAUUCACAAACGUUUGCAUACAGGUGAGAAACAAUAUCACUGCGAUAUCUGUGGUAAAUCAUUUACUCAAAAAAGUAGCUUAACUAUUCACAAACGUUUGCAUACAGGUGAGAAACAAUAUCACUGCGAUAUCUGUGGUAAAUCAUUCAUUCAAAAAGGUAGCUUAACUAUUCACAAACGUUUGCAUACAGGUGAGAAACAAAAUCACUGCGAUAUCUGUGGAGAGUCAUUCACUCAAAAAGGUCACUUAACUACUCACAUACGUUUGCAUACAGGUGAGAAACCAUAUCACUGCGAUAUCUGUGGAAAGUCAUUCACUCAAAAAUGUAACUUAGCUACACACACACGUAUUCAUACAGGUGAGAAACCAUAUCACUGUGAUAUCUGUGAUAGAUCAUUUGCUCUGAAUGAUACUUUAACUAAACACAAACUCAUCCAUACAGGAGAGGAAACACAUCCUUGACAUCAUCAGUUUCAUCUCCAAGCUGUCCAUUACCCAACAGAGUUCAUUAAUUCUCUGGAGCCACCUGGAAUUCCACCACAUAAACUUUUUCCAAAGAUAGGAGUCCCAAUAAUGCUUCCAAGAAAUUUAGAUCCUCUUAAAUUAUGCGAUAGAACAAGGUUUAUUGUGAAGACAUUAUCACCUAAUAUAACAGAAGCUACCGUCAUCACUGGAUGUGCCUCUGGGGAAGAGGUUUUCAUUCCAAGAAUUACAACCAAACCAACAGACAUGCCCUUUCAGUUCAAACGAACAAUUCCCAGUGCUACUUCACUUUGCAGUGUCUGUUCAUAAAGGUCAAGGCCAGUCUUUGAAAACUACUUGUUUGCUUUUCUCAUGGUCAACUUUGUUGCUUGCUCCAGGGCAGGUAAUUUGCAAGACUUAUUUGUCUAUGGUCCAAACCAGAAAACAAAAGAAUGUCGUUUACCCAAAAGCUCUUUGAUAAUUUCCUUCAACAUAUGUGAUAGAAUUUCACUCCUUUCAUAAAAGUGGUAAAUUUUUUUUAUUAUGAAUUCAGACUUGAUUU